AUGGCGUCGCCGAAAAGUAGUGACUGGAUUUGCGAGAAAGCUACGCUUCUGCUGAAGAGCGUGUUUGGCUUCAGUGAGUUCCGACCCGGUCAAUUGGAAGCUAUACGAUCAGUGGUACACGGAAACGACACGGUUGUUCGCUUGACGACCAGCGCUGGGAAGUCACUGUGUUACCAGCUACCUCCACUCAUUGCGGUUUUCCUGUCUCCAGAAUGUACAACAAGUUUGGAAUGGCUAGGGCAAAUGAAAACGCUGACAAAACGAAUCUCAUUAAUUGCCAUAGAUGAAGCUCAUUGUGUCCAGGAAUGGGGUGACUCUUUCAGAGUCCAAUUCGCACAACUACACAGACUUAGACAGUUUGCAACAUGUCCAGUGAUGGUGCUUACAGCAACAGCAACAAAGGCUACCAUUGAUGUCAUAGCUGAGAGAGUUGGGCUUGAUCAUCCCAAAGUUAUCAGAGGAUCCUUAAACAGAUCUAACUUGUUUUUUCUGUUCAUGAAGAAAAAGGCAACAACUGAGUUCAGUUUAAUGCCUAUUAUUGAAGACCUACGACAAGAAAGCAAUGACUUCAAAAAGACGGUUAUCUUUGUUCGAACAAAGGAAUCAGCCACUGCCAUUUGGCAGAUGUUGUCGAAGACUGGGCUUGCAGAAAUACACCAUUCUUCUCUCACCACAGAGAGAAGAAGACAGUCAGAGAGCCAGCUCAAAAAUUCACAGGUCUCGGUAGUUGUUGCUACCAUUGGAUUUGGCAUGGGAAUCGACAUAAAAGACAUCCGAUUGGUAAUCCUCUAUGGGCUACCUGACUCUAUUCCACAGAUGUUCCAGGUAUUUUUUAUCCAUGGUGUGUGA
This is a messenger RNA of Corticium candelabrum, 849 nucleotides long. RefSeq names its product recQ-like DNA helicase blm-1. Gene Ontology annotation, biological process: DNA recombination; DNA repair. The record is from RefSeq and is a predicted model, not a curated record. Lineage: Eukaryota; Metazoa; Porifera; Homoscleromorpha; Homosclerophorida; Plakinidae. Gene Ontology annotation, cellular component: chromosome; cytoplasm. Gene Ontology annotation, molecular function: ATP binding; four-way junction helicase activity; nucleic acid binding. The coding region runs from base 1 to 849 and encodes 282 amino acids. The transcript has 5 exons.